GUUCAAAACACGUUGUGGUCAUCGACAGAACACAAUCCGUAAAACGCGCUCUAUAAAAUCAAUAUAAAUGCAAAAAUUAAACUGAAAUCUAUAUAAAACAAAAACAACGAUUAAAACGCAAAUCUUUAAACUGAAAAUCGCUAAAUUUGAAAUACACUUACAAUAACAACAACAAACAAAUAAACAUUGUUGUUGUUGCGCAUGAAAAAACGUUUCAGCGCGUAUUAAGCCAUUGAUAAGCGAGGAGCAAUAACACGAGACCAAUAAACCCCAUCCGCAGCGAUUGUUGUAAAAAUAGCUUGUGACAAGUAGAAAAUUUGUUACACAAAAACAAAAAGCAAGCAAGCCGAGAUCAAAAUCAUAAACUGUAAUCGCAUAAUAAUUGUAUUAAUUUCAAAGUUGAAAUUUCGACUUCGACAAGUCAGAGAGCCAUCCACGCUUAACGAUGAGGCAGCAAAGUAAUCUACUGAAACUAACCACGGCUUUAGCGAUUGUGGCCUAUGUUGUAACGACCACGUACGCCAUCUCGAGUACAUGGGGCAACAUCUCGAAUUCGGCGCAAUUGUUGCAUGUGGAGAACGUCUUCAAUGCGUCGUCGCCUGGAAAAUAUGUGAAUCGUGAAAUUAAAUUUCCCAAAAAUGGCAUCGGCAAUGGACGCAUUAUCACCGGCAUCAGCGCCUUCGAUCAGGUGACAAAUGGCACCGGUGGACAUGCCACCAUCUACUCGGGCGGACCGGGCUUUAAUAAUGUCACCAUCAAAUUGCAAUCACAAUACAAUUAUGGACUAAUAUUUCGUGUGGAAAUCUAUGGCAAAUAAGCAAUAACAAUAACAAAUACAUUCGAAUACAAAUUCACCAACUUAAUUACUUUAUUUAGUAAAUAGUUGUUGUUGUUGAUUUUUUUUGUAAACUUGCUUGUUUGUGAUCAUUAGUUAGCGUACUUAUUACUUCGUAGAACUAAGCAAAAUAAGCAAAAUACACAAACAACUCCAGAGAAAUGAAAUGAAAUGGAAGCAAACAAACCCAAAGAGCACAAGAAAUUAAUGACUUAUGUCUUUUAAUAUUAAACUUUUUAGAUAAGAAAUUAAACACGUAUGUAGUAGUACAAUAUGUAUGUGUGUAUAUAAUGAAAAUAAAAGAAAUAAAUAUAAAUAUUAAAUAAGAAUAUGUCGGAUGGAAAAUAUGUUUCUUGAAGAGAUUUAUGCAUUCUAUGAAUUUAUGAAUGUGCUGGGAAAUGUAUUUUAUGUUUGUUGUUGUUGUAAUAUUAAAAAUAAUUUCUUCAAUAAUUUAUGGAAUGCUGUCAAGGUGACAAUCAUAGGCCGGUUCGAAGGCAGGACACAUAAGUCGGCAUGUUUCGGAGACUCGUGGAGACUUAGUAAUUAAAAAAAGAAAAACAAGCCCUACAAUUUAAAAGAGAGAGAGAGAGAGAGAGAGAGAGAGAGAAAUAGAGAGGAAGAGAAAUGAAAAACAAGUAUUGAAGGGCUACAUAAUGACAAAUCUAAUUUGGUUUAAAUCGUUCAAGUAGUCUCUGAGGUAUAAAAUUUAAAUUAUAAGUCGGCAAUACCUCAUCCAACGUCUAUUUCUUGAACAGAUCUUCAUGGUUUCAAAUAAAACCCUUGUAUGAGGGGUUAGCGUAUGAGAACUUCUCUUCAUUUAUUUUAAUAAGUCAUAUAAUGAAUCGAAAAAAAGUUCCAUAACUAACCAUAUAUGUAUUUAGUAUAUAACGGGAAACUUAUUGUCAACUGAUUUUUUGCUGAAACAAAGUUCAAAGAGAACGUUAUCAUAAUAAGAAACACCGUUGAACUUUCACGCUUUGUGCUUCGUGAUGUCAAGUUUGAACAACAACAACAACAAUUUUGAAUUAAAACGGUUCUUUUUCUUGCUCAGGUUGUGCAAAUAAUAACUCUUUUUCAUAAAUAAUUUGUUUUCAUUUUCAUAUAUUUACAACAACAAAGCAAGUUUACAUUAAAAUAAUCACAGAAUUGUUUUCAUAUUUCAGCACUACAGUUUUUGUUUAAACAAGUGCAAUAUUUUUUUAUUUUCAUAAAUAAGUUCGCUUUCCAUACAACAAAAUCUCUUCCGUCUCUUCAACACCACACGCUGCGCGCUUAAUUGCCGAAAACCUCAACGGUAUAGUUCAAGCCAUGAUUGCGUGCGGAUUUGAUGUGCAAUGUCACAUUGCGAAAACCGGGACCACCUUUGCG
This is a messenger RNA of Zeugodacus cucurbitae (melon fly), 2203 nucleotides long. Its product is annotated as probable salivary secreted peptide. The transcript is spliced from 2 exons. Bases 446 to 817 code for a protein of 123 amino acids. Lineage: Eukaryota; Metazoa; Arthropoda; Insecta; Diptera; Tephritidae. The record is from RefSeq and is a predicted model, not a curated record.